UUUUCCUGUUGUCAACUCUUCAUCCUUCAUAUUGUAAUGUGCUUAAAUCCCAUAUAAAAGAAGAUAAAGAAGACUACACUUCCAGUUGUGAAAUAUAGAAAUGGAGAAGGAGGAGAAAGCUAUUCUAUCUGAUGAGUCUCCUGAAGUCAUCAACUAUAGAGGAGUUAAAGCCAUGCCCUUCAUCAUUGGAAAUGAGACCUUUGAGAAGCUUGGGACUAUUGGGACUUCAUCCAACCUCAUGGUGUAUCUCACAUCUGUCUUCAACAUAAAGAGUGUGACUGCUGCAACUCUCAUCAACAUCUUCAAUGGCACCACCAACAUGGCACCCUUGCUUGGAGCCUUCUUGUCUGACUCUUACUUUGGACGUUUCAAGACUUUGGCUUUGGCUUCCAUUUGCUCCCUUUCGGGGAUGACUGUAAUAAUGCUAACAGCAGCCAUCUCCAAACUGCACCCUCCUCAUUGUGGAACAAAAGAGACUGAGCUCUGCAGAGGACCAACCACUUCACAGUUGGCCUUCUUGCUAACUGGUUUUGGCCUCCUAAUAAUCGGAGCAGGCGGCAUUAGGCCAUGUAACCUUGCCUUUGGAGCAGAUCAGUUCAAUCCAGCAACUGAAUCUGGCAAGAGGGGUAUCAACAGCUUCUUUAAUUGGUACUAUUUUACCUUCACAUUUGCUGUGAUGAUAUCGGGAACAUUCAUUGUCUAUGUGCAAUCUAACGUGAGCUGGGCUCUAGGGUUGGGCAUUCCUUCAUGCCUCAUGUUCGUUUCUUGUGUACUUUUCUUUGCGGGUUCUAGAAUUUACGUCAAAGUAAAACCCCGGGGGAGUCCCUUAACUGGUGUGGCACAAGUACUGGUGGCUGCUUCCAAGAAGCGAUACUUCAAGCUACCUGAUCACCCAGAACUUAGCCUUUUCAGCCAUGUUCCCACAAAUUAUAUGAACUCCAAGCUUCCUCACACAGAUCAAUUCAGGUUCCUCGACAAGUCUGCAAUAAUAACCAUGGAAGACCAAAUCAACACUGAUGGAUCUGCUUCCAACCCUUGGAGACUUUGCAGUAUGCAACAAGUUGAAGAAGUAAAAUGCUUAAUGAGAGUGAUCCCCAUAUGGGCAUCAUCCAUUAUCUACCAUGUUGCAAUAGUCCAACAGCACACCUAUGCAGUCCUCCAAGCUCUUCAAUCAGAUAGGCAUCUUGGCAGUUUUGAGGUGCCUGCAGCCUCUUACAGCAUCUUCUCCAUGCUAAGCCUUACCAUCUGGAUCCCCAUCUACGACCGGAUCGUGAUCCCAUUCCUUCAUAAGCUCACUGGCAAAGAAGAUGGAAUAACACUUCUCCAAAGAAUGGGCACUGGAAUUGUCCUCUCAGUCGCCACCAUGCUUGUUUCUGCAGUAAUCGAAGAGCAGCGAAGAACUUUUGCACGUACAAGGCCAACCAUAGGCACUGCACCAAAGGGGGGCGCUAUAUCAUCCAUGUCCGCCUCCUGGUUGAUCCCCCAGCUCAUACUCGCUGGACUCUCCGAGGCCUUUAACUCAAUAGGCCAGAUUGAAUUCUACUACAAGCAGUUCCCAGAAAAUAUGAGAAGCAUUGCAGGGUCUUUCUUCUUCUGUGGCAUAGCUGGUUCUAAUUACCUAAGUGGCUUUCUAGUUUCAGUUGUUCAUCAGAUCACCCUAAACGGAGCCCGAGGCGGUGACUGGCUGCCUGAGGAUCUCAACAAAGGGAAGUUGGAUUGCUUCUAUUACAUGAUUGCAGCUCUGGGUGCUGUGAAUUUUGCGUAUUUUCUGGUGUGUUCAAAGUGGUAUAGGUACAAAGGUGGUGACAGGGUUGAGGUUGCCAUGGAAACAAAGGGGUCCAGGAAGCAUGUGGUUUGAUGGUAGUGGGAUUUGUAUGGGAUUGAGUUAGGAAAUUGCUUGAUGCCUUGCUUAUACUACCAUAUACCAAGGUUGAGAAAGUGCAAUGUUUUACAACUAUUAAUAGCUAAGCUUCCUUUUCUGUUUCAAGAACUGUGAGCAGUGCUAUAUGUUUUUAUAAAGGUUAAUCUUCUGAACUAAUUUAAAGUAAAAAAGUUGUUACUUGUAACCCUAAAAUACCUCAAAUUAAGUAACUUAAUACUAUUAAGAGAAGAAAGAUCCUACAAGGAUUAUGUCUUCAUUUUUA
Vitis vinifera (wine grape) is the source of this 2144-nucleotide messenger RNA. Its product is annotated as protein NRT1/ PTR FAMILY 2.11. The coding region runs from base 101 to 1858 and encodes 585 amino acids. The transcript has 4 exons. NCBI's taxonomy places the organism in Eukaryota, Viridiplantae, Streptophyta, Magnoliopsida, Vitales, Vitaceae. The record is from RefSeq and is a predicted model, not a curated record. Gene Ontology annotation, cellular component: plasma membrane. Gene Ontology annotation, biological process: transmembrane transport. Gene Ontology annotation, molecular function: transmembrane transporter activity.